AGGGCUUUAGGUUUUUGCUUCUUCUGAGUCAAACUAUCUUCUCCUUUGUUGAUUUUGCAAGAAGAAGACAAUGGCCUGGCGAAGUGCAGGAUCUGCUGCUCGCUCUUUCGUUUCCGCUACAGCUAGAGCACCGUCUCUCCGAUCUACGCCGGCAACUCUUCCGCGUCUCCGUCCUUCUCCGUCCUCUUUGCCUCGCCGCCGAUUUGCCUCUUUCACAAAUCCGAGGAAUUUGGGAGAGCUUGGGUGCACACAGUCUCUAUUGCCUCUGCACAAUGUGGUGGCUUCAGCUCGACUCAUUUCCCAUCUUAACCUCAACGUCCGAGCUUUCUGCGAACUCCCUAACGGGAAUGGAAAAGAUGGGUGAUGGAAGUGGAUUUUCAGUUGCUGUCAAGAGAGGUGCUACUGAUUCGUACUUGAAUUCACGAAGUGUGUUGCAUCAGUCAUCUUGAAGCAGAUGGAGACUUUUAAAAGGGGUGUACCAAGAAGAACACAUUGGUCGUGUUGUGUUUCGUUAGGAACCAAUAAAAUUUAUACAUUUUUUUUCUCCACUUUCGACAGCAACAUUGUUUUUGAUACUUCUAAGUCUCAGUAUAAUUUUGAAUAACCAUUGUUUCAUCUUUGUAUGUUACUAGCUACCGUUGGCUAUCAUUUACUGAAUCGAGAUAAAAUAAAAGAAGAAAAUUUUACAAGUUUAA
Messenger RNA from Raphanus sativus (radish), 695 nucleotides. RefSeq lists its product as uncharacterized. The coding region runs from base 71 to 364 and encodes 97 amino acids. The record is from RefSeq and is a predicted model, not a curated record. NCBI's taxonomy places the organism in Eukaryota, Viridiplantae, Streptophyta, Magnoliopsida, Brassicales, Brassicaceae. The transcript has 4 exons.